GAAUAUGUUCGUCCUAUUCAGUUAAGGAAGAGUUUACACAAAGACUGAAUAGAAUCCAUGUUUCUGGGUGAUUCGAGAGUUCAUGCUUCAUAUAAUCAUGUCUUUAACACGACGUUGAAAUUUUUUAUCUUAAAAAAUAUCGUAUUAUUUCAAGAAAUUUGUUGAAAUAUUUAACGUUAUUUGUAAACGUUACAAGGAAGAUAAACAAAGAGAAAUAAAAAAAAUUUUGGUGUUCACUUUUGAUGCCAGCUGUCGUUUAUUUUUUAUAUUAUCUGUGAACUCACUCUUUCUAUAAUUUAUUUAAGGUAUCAUUCUUUUUAUUCAAUGGGGCAAAUAAUUGACGAUAAAGAAAAUAGAAGAGGUGUCGAAGAUGUUAAUAAUUCUUCGGAUGAAAUGAGUGACAAUGUUCGAUUUGGAAUGGGCGAGCAUCUCAUAAGGACAAGAUCUGGUCGCCUUCUUAGAAUGAGCAGCACAAGGGCAAGACUACAUGAAAGAUCCAGGCAAAAAAGACAAGUGCUGCAAGAUAUGGCAAAGCCGUUAAAACAGUGGCUGAUAAGACAUAGAAAUAAUCCUUAUCCAACGAAAUCAGAAAAAGUUACAUUGGCCUUAGGUUCACAAAUGACAUUGGUUCAAGUAUCGAAUUGGUUCGCCAAUGCGAGAAGAAGACUAAAAAACACGGUACGCGAUCCAGAUUUGAGUUGGAGCCAACGUAUUCGAUUGUACAAUAGUUAUGUUUCGGGCAAUGCAGAGCCCUUAAGUAUCAGUUCUGAUGAUAGUUUAUGGGACAGUGGUGAUGAGGAAAAUUAUAUUGACGAAUGUCCGAGGUAUCAUAUAGAACACGAAGAACACAGUUAUUCAGCUACAACACCUCAACAAUUAGAAAACAGCCGGAAGAGGAAAAAUAGUGAGUCAGAUGACGAAGAAAAUCCUGCCAAAAAGCAAAAAUCAGAGAUUCCAAACGGAGAAGAAUAUCCUGGAAGAGAAACUCCUGCUAAAUAUAAGACUACAAUUUUGCAACGGUAUUUGAAUGAUGCUAGUAAAGAAACGUUAACAAGAUCAUAUACAGCCGAAAGACAACAGUCGAUAUCGGAAGAAGACAAUCCAAAAGAACAGAAAAUCGAAAAUAAUCAUAACUGGUCUGAACUAGAUGCAGCAGAAGUCUUGACAAGUCUUUCAAGAAGCGAAGAUAAAGAAUCCUUAUCUCUUGCAUAGAUCAGAGAUUUUAUUUGUUUAUCGCAACAUUCAAAUUUCUUCGAUUGAUUCUGAUAAGAUAAAUUGGUUUUUAAAAUCUAAUUUUACACAGUAGAUCUCAAAUGUUUCCUUCUUUAUCCAAAGGACAUAAAAAGAAUCGAUAAAAUUGAAGUACAUUGGGUCCAAAAGAGGAAAAAAAAAACAAAAUGGUUCCAGAAAAAAGUAAAAACA
Messenger RNA from Centruroides sculpturatus (bark scorpion), 1422 nucleotides. Its product is annotated as homeobox protein Mohawk-like. Lineage: Eukaryota; Metazoa; Arthropoda; Arachnida; Scorpiones; Buthidae. The record is from RefSeq and is a predicted model, not a curated record. The transcript has 8 exons. Gene Ontology annotation, cellular component: nucleus. The coding region runs from base 325 to 1212 and encodes 295 amino acids. Gene Ontology annotation, biological process: regulation of transcription by RNA polymerase II; muscle organ development; cell development. Gene Ontology annotation, molecular function: RNA polymerase II cis-regulatory region sequence-specific DNA binding; DNA-binding transcription factor activity, RNA polymerase II-specific.